GUUUGUUUAAUGAUAACAUGAAGAAACUCCUCUUCUUCUUGCCUUUGACGUGGUAACAGUUCACGUACACUUCUCCUCCCAGUAAAAAGUGCCACAUGACCUGUCUAGUAGGAAGUAGCGAGCAACAGCAACAGCAACAGCAACAGCAGCGGUGACCAGACGCAAAACGGGAGGAAGCUGUGAAAACUCUGAAGUCUCAUUCUCGACGUUUCUCAGCAGAUACGCUUUCCCUUUCGGAACAGAAAGAGCAAUACGUUAUCCGCAGUCAUGUACUCGAAGGUGGUGUUUUUCACUGUAUUUCUUGCUCUGAUUGGCGCAUCAGCCGCUACAGACUCAGAUGCUUGUUCCUCUCUGACGUGUGCUUCAUGUGAAACCACUAACGGCUGCCUGUGGGUUAACUGCACAGAAUCAGCUAUUGGCUGUUUCAACUACCUUCUGGCAGAAAACAACAGCUGCACCAAUGUUAGCUGCGCAGCUGUUGGAUCCACAGUUACAUCCCUUCCCACUACAGUUCACCCUGCCACAGCCUCCCCUACCACUGCUGGCACCAGCACCUCCACUAACGGCAGCACCCCACAGCCCACCCCAGACAAUUCAACACUUAUUUCCACCGCUGCCCCCACUCACAGUGGAAACAGCUCCAUCCCUACGUCUCCAUCCUCUACCACAGUUGGAAACAUCACAGAUACCACACCAACUUCCCCAUCUCCUGCCCCUCACAAUAACACCUUUGACGCUGCAAGCUUCAUUGGUGGAAUAGUGCUGGUCCUGGGCCUGCAGGCCGUGAUCUUCUUCCUCUACAAGUUCUGCAAGUCCAAGGAACGCAACUACCACACCCUUUGAAGCUGCCAAACUUUUUGAUCCACAUCACUCGGCCUAUCCCCACCAAUUAGAACCUUCCAGAGGACUCCCCACUAGGCACGUACUCAUCACGACGGACUCAAACACUGUUUUCAAGCAGGUUUUCUAGAUCUUUGAUGUUUGUUCCACUUGUGGUUUAGACCUACAUUAGCCUUGCUGUUGAAGUCUGUAUUAGGCACACACGCGGGCCUGUUGUGCAUGAUAAUUCCACUAGAACAACUAAUCAAAUCUCCUGUAAUAUGGCAUUUUAAGCCUUCAGCAUAUGUAUUAAAUCAUCUGGAAGCUACUCCCACCUCCAUCAUACCAUUAGUCAUUUUGUGAAAACCGCUGCGAAUUAGGGUGGAACGUAUUAUUUACAGCCUCUGUCCUCAUGGCUUUCUCACUUAAAUACAUCACUUGAGAGUUUAAGGAUUAGUAAUGUGUACAAAGUAGCUUUCCUGUUGAUGCUUGGGAGUAGUAAAGCUGCAAACUGGUGUCAUUUACAUCAUUGUUUUGAUUUGGAAACACUGUUUGAGUUCACAGCUAUGCUUAAACGCAAUGACUGUGAUGAUUCAGUAUUGCUUUUAGCCUGUUCAAUCUUGGGCAUGUUCCCUCAUCCCCCAUGCAGCUGUAUCAUGUAUUUGUUCAUAGAUGUUGUAAAAGUGGUGGGGUUACUUAUGAGGGAAUAGAAGCAACACCCAAUUAUCUGAUGUCAGACUUGAAAAAAAUAAGCCAUUUUUGGUGUCUCCCUUGGCAGUGCGGUGCGAUUUCUGCUGUUGACUUUACUGGGAAAAUCCUUCUAUCAAUACUAGUUGUAAAAGAUCAACUCGUAGUAGAGCAGCUAAAUGCAAUAAAUACAGAAUCAAGUUUAUUUGAUCAGCUGGCCAUUUGCGACCCAUUUAUCUGAGGGAGUCAAAAGAAGCCUGUGGGUCAAAAUGAAAGAUUGUAGAAUAUUUCAAAGAUAUUGAUAAUUCAAUUGUUUUAAUAGUUUAUAAUAUAGAGAAUGGGGGGAUAGAAAAGAAAAUGACCUUCACUUUCUUGAUGUGGACAGUGAUAGCAGUGAAGUGCCUUUUACCGUCCAGUUUGACUUAAAGAGAGAAUGGUGACACGGAAGAGGAAGUCUUUUCUUCCUAGUUGAGGCCCCAGUGUUAUCAUUAGUUUGUUUGUAAGAAAGAAACGGUAUCGCUGUGCUGAUAUUGGUAAGAACCGUAGUAUCCCAGCUGGACUGAAUAGCCUUUUAUUGUGAAAAAAUACAGUAGAUAUUUGUAACUCGAGGCCCUUGAUCAGUCAAGAUUGAAGUUUUCCCUAUAAGUAGAGGUCUUCUCACUGGUAGCUUUGUAUAAAUGAAUAAUUAAAGGCUCUCCUUUUUCUAGCGCCAAUACUACCCCAAAAUUUCCUCCCAACUCACUAUUUAUGUUUCAGAACUCCGUUGUAAAUUGUGUUGAAUUAUAAAAACAACAAUGAGCUGGAAUUAAAUUUUGGACCGCUGUUAGGUGCUAUAAAUCAGGGAAUGUAACUUUAAAGAAAUGGCAAAAUAUUGGGCUUAAUUUAAAAAUUGGGGAGAGUACAUCGAGUUAAAAAUGUUAGGACUGUUUGAGUUUAGUCCAACUGUUUUGGUUUGGUCCAAUGAGCAUUGCUCCUCUGAUUUCUGAAUGGAGUGUAAAUGAGAGGAUUGUGAAUGAAGUGCGGAACUGCAACAACGAAGCGGCUGUGCUAGAGCUCACGUCAAGUUCUCUAAUUAGCUUGCUGCUAACUGUGUGAUGUUAUUUCUUUUGCCAUUUUGUCCUUCCUGUACAUAGCCAUAUCCUGUUUUUCUUCAUCUUCUAGGUUUGGACUUUAGGAAAGGCUAAAUGAAGGAGUGUUUAUCAGUACAUUUUGCUUGUAGCGGCUUGUUCAGUGUCAAGGAUGUUUUGUUAAAUGCCUGUUUUUUCUUAUUGCAUGCUGGAUGCUUGGAGUUGUGAUUUUUCCUCCCAUUGCAUAUCAUCUUAAGGAUUUAUACACUUUAAAAACCACUUGAUUAUUUGUAAUCAGCCCAUAUGCUAGUUGAAAGAAUGCCUCGAAACUGUGCAUUGAGCCAAAGUCCUUAGUUUGGGCAUGGAAAUUGAGCAUUGCAAUGAUAAGCUUUGUUUUGUAACUGUCUUUGUAAAUGUUUUCAUGGUUCAGCCCAAAAAAAAUCUGAUGCUUGUAUAAACACUCAGUCUUGAAUAUUUACUAGGUAAUGGAUGAAUAAUGUUUUUAUGACCACGAACAUUAAGAAAUUGUGAGUGCAGAGGGUCUUUUCUUCUUUUUGCUUUGGCUUUCAUAAUUUAACCUUACAUGUUUCCUGCUGCUCACCAUUAACACGCCUUUUAACCUUGUCACUUGAUGGCAUUAGGCUACAGCCCAAAGACCCAGCUAUGGCGAGAAGGCUCCAGAGUUUUGCCUUAGCUGCAUUAAUUUCUGCAUUCUCUCCAAAUUUUGAGAAUUAUGAGUUCUAUUCACAGCUGUUGAAUGGCAUGCUGUAACCACUGAAUCCAGUCAGAGUGCUUUCUGCUUUUGACAUAGUAGCUGCAUUCCAUAAGAACACAGUAUCCCGUGAAGACUUUGUGUUGCCUCUCUUCAGCUUCUCCUACAAGUUACUAACUCAGUCCGUGCACCUAAGGAAAAGUGCCUUAUUCAGUUAAUCCAUAUAUGCCACACCUUUUCAAUUUCAAUGUGACUCAACACUUUCAGACCCCUGCAAAGUGGUUUUGUUGUAUGAUAUUCUACUUUGUCUUUUUUGUCAUUCUCAGCCUUAAGUUGAUCAAACCCACAGAGCAUUUGCUAGUGACAAGCUGUCUAGGCAACUAUUAGCCUGCUUUUAUUUGAAGAGUGUGUUUGUUAGAUGCUAUGUUUUCAUUAGCAUUUAAGUGCCUAGAUUUCAACCAAUCACAAUAGAUUUAUAGUUGUUUAAAUGCUGGUGAAAUGGCUAGAACAAGCUAAUGUAUGGCACAGUUUUCAAGUGGAUUUAACUUGGACAACUUCUCACAAGCACAUUGUAAUAGAAUAACUUACCAGUAAUGUUGUAACCACAGCCUCAUAUCUCUAGUGUCAUUGACUGCAACAUUUCCUCCAUAAUGUAAACAGUUAUUGGAUGACUUGGAGUCCACUUUGGUUGUAAGUUUGCAGUGUUGCAUUGAAUUAUUUUCUGUCCCAAUAAGAUUUUAAAUUUGCAUGGACUGUUAGUUUUCAACGUGUUCAAUUCCAAGAGUAAAACCUUUGGAUUCCCUCCUUUUGCCCGGCAGAUGUGCACACAUUGUUAUACCAUAUUUUUUUAGAGGCCAUUAUUAGGAUUGUAGGUACAAUAUUUUUUUGGGGCUUUGCUUCCACACAACAAUAUGUAGACACUUGCAGGUGCCACAAAGCCUCCUGGAUUGUUUUGUGCUUAUUUUUCUCUCUCAAACCAUUUUAUUUUGUGCCUUUUUUUCUAGUGUUGCCUUUAAUUUCACGGUGUAAAGCCAAUAAAGUUUGAAUCUUGUUAAACAAA
Etheostoma cragini (Arkansas darter) is the source of this 4345-nucleotide messenger RNA. RefSeq names its product CD164 molecule, sialomucin (gene cd164). Bases 268 to 843 code for a protein of 191 amino acids. Gene Ontology annotation, cellular component: cytoplasmic vesicle. NCBI's taxonomy places the organism in Eukaryota, Metazoa, Chordata, Actinopteri, Perciformes, Percidae. The transcript has 6 exons. The record is from RefSeq and is a predicted model, not a curated record.